This is a messenger RNA of Electrophorus electricus (electric eel), 1926 nucleotides long. It is a transcript of the gene gkap1, whose product is annotated as G kinase anchoring protein 1. The record is from RefSeq and is a predicted model, not a curated record. Lineage: Eukaryota; Metazoa; Chordata; Actinopteri; Gymnotiformes; Gymnotidae. Gene Ontology annotation, biological process: signal transduction. Gene Ontology annotation, cellular component: Golgi apparatus.
CAAAAAAAAAAAACAAAAAAAAAAACAGCGGCGGUACAAGAUUUGUAAGGUGAAAAGUUUAUUAGCUAGUUGACCUAUACUCACCGAAAGUUUAUAAGAUAUACCAUGGCAUCCGCCUUAAUUUCAGUCCCAACAACGGCGUCACGCUUCGCUCUGCUGCAGGUGGACUCCGAGUCUGACACAGACUCCGAUGCGGGGAAGACUAAAGGGGGUCGUGACGCCGCAAAGUCCCGCUCAGGGAAAUCUCCCAGCGGGAAAAACAGUCAGAACAAUGAGAAAAAGAAAGACAAGAAGAAGCGAAAGAAGGAGCAGCAGCAAAGUGAAACAAACGAGCUCAGGAGCCUUGCCUUUAAGAAGCUGCCUCAGAAGUCCUCGGCCCCACCUCCUACUCUGACACUGCAGAGUUUAGCUAAUGAGCUACUGCAGCCAACGGCCAAGGAUCGUGCUUCUGCCCCCCAGGAAAGCUGGCAAGAAUGGAAGCAGAGAGAUGAACAGCUGACCUCUGAGUUGUACGAGGCAGACUUAGAAAAAGCCCUAAUGCUGAGCAAACUUGAGUUUGAACAGCAGAAAAAGGACACAGCGAGCCCGGAAGCACCAUCACCCAAGGCCAAAGGCGGGGGGAAGAAGGAGAAGAAGAAGAACCAGCAGGGGAAGGACAAACGCCUCACAGUGUCACUGAAAGACUUUCAGCAGGAGGGGAGCCUGGAUCCGCUGAGUAAGAGGCCAGAGAGAGAGGAGUUGAAGCCAGUGAACCCAGCGGCCCAUGAUGAGCGUUUUUUUAACCAGCUGGAGGACACUGUGAGCCGGAUAGUGCAGAGAGACAAGCGGAGGGAGCAGUACAGCAGCAGUGCCGGCCACGAACUCAACACCUCCUCCGAGCAGGAAGCGGAUGUAAGAACUGAACAGUUAAAAUUUGAGCUGGAAAAAAAAGACCGGGAAAUAGAAAAGUUGAGAAAGACCAUUUCACAGUGGGAGGAGAGAUAUAAAGAAGUGAAAGCCAGAAAUGCACAGUUGCUUAAGAUGCUUCAACAAGGAGAGAUGAAAGACAAAGCAGAAAUAUUGCAGCAAGUGGAGGAGCUUCUGAACAUCAAAGAGGAGCUGACAUCACAGGUGACAUUGCUGCAUGCGUCAUUAGAACAGGAGAGGUCAAAGGUGAAAGGCUUACAGUCAGAACAGCCAAAACAUCAGGCCAACCGGAAAGGAAAGAAGGCCCAGAGGGGGAUUUAUGAAGAUCGAGGAGGUGAGGGAACAGCUCUGGUGCUCCAGCCUCUAGCGUCUGCUCUCUGACCAGUUCAGCACCCCACACCACCCAUACUCAAGUUACGCUUCUGAUUGCCCAUGAGAAAACUAACAAUCCCUAAAACGUACACUAUGUAAAACCCUCCCACCUGUCUGUCUGGGCCUGCACCACCUCGUUUGUCUUGUAAUGGAUGUCAAGUAGAAAUUCCCUGUGUGAACUGCUGAUGGUUAGUUUUGUUGGGGGAUCUGAGUGGUUAGUCUGCUUUUGUCAGACUCGUCUAACACACAGCACGUCGGCAUAUUUAAAACUUUGUACAAUUUUUUUACUUUGUGUAAUCUUUUGACGGUUUAAUGGGAUUGUAAACAUAAUUUAAUUAUCCUGGGUUGAGUUUCCAGUUCACGUUUAUCAUCUGCUCUGGUGAUUGCUGUCGUUGUGCAAGAUGUAUUGUUUUUGAGAAAAUCAGACCCACCUCCCCUGUCAAACCAUAACCGUUAUAAAGAAAAUGUAAAAUUGGACAUAAGUCAGUGCAAAAACAAUCAUAUUUUCGUGUCAUUCUCUCCGGAAUGUGAUGCCACCUGCUGAUGAGAAAAUGCCAAUGCGUUUCAACUACAGACCGACAGACCGUUGCUUCUCUAAAAAUUUGAGUCGACUUUUUAAUAAAGACACUAAUCUACUUUUUCAAACUA